This is a messenger RNA of Hyposmocoma kahamanoa, 936 nucleotides long. RefSeq names its product probable isoaspartyl peptidase/L-asparaginase GA20639. NCBI's taxonomy places the organism in Eukaryota, Metazoa, Arthropoda, Insecta, Lepidoptera, Cosmopterigidae. The coding region runs from base 1 to 936 and encodes 311 amino acids. Gene Ontology annotation, molecular function: asparaginase activity. The record is from RefSeq and is a predicted model, not a curated record. The transcript has 6 exons.
AUGAAACCGAUAAUUAUAGUGCACGGCGGUGCAGGAGAUAUUCCCAAUAGUAGGGUGCAAGGUAAAUUGGACGGAGUUAAGGUUGCAGUAACCGCAGGUCAAGAGGUCUUAAACAAAGGUGGCAGUGCUCUUGAUGCAGUUGAGGCAGCAGUAGUGUCUAUGGAAAAAGACGACAACUUUAAUGCUGGAUAUGGAUCAGUUUUAAAUUUGCAAGGUGAAGUAGAAAUGGAAGCCAGUAUGAUGAGUGGCACAAAUCUUGAUGUUGGUGCCAUAACACUAAUAAAAGAAUUUUCACAUCCUAUAAGCAUUGCGCACAAAGUGUUGACAGACUCCCCUCACUCUUUAUUAGGUGGUGAAGGUGCAAAGUUAUUUGCUUUAGAAAAGGGUUUUAAAGUUGUGCCCUCAGACUCUCUGAUUAGCAUGAAUGCCAGAGAAGCACUGAAAAAGUUCUUAAAACAUGGAGAAUUUGGUAGGACGGAGAUUGGACCUGAAGAUGAAGGAGGAGUCGGCACUGUAGGAGCUGUGGCGAUUGAUGCGGAAGGGCGCGUUGCUGUAGCCACUAGCACAGGUGGUAUGAGCGGUAAAGCAGUUGGUCGCAUUGGCGACACACCUCAGAUUGGUAGCGGAACUUACGCAGAUGAUAAAAUAGGAGGUGUUUCAACCACAGGGCACGGCGAAUCAAUUCUUAAAUUCUGCUUGGCUCAUAGUAUUAUCAAGCUCAUGGAAGGUGGUGCUGAUGCAAACACUGCGACGAGAAAUGCUGUCAAUGCAAUGACGGCACGUCUGAAUAAUACGGCAGGUGCAAUAACUCUUUCCAAUAAAGGAGAAGUUGGUGUUCAUUUUAGUUCAAAAAGAAUGUCAUGGGCUUAUGUAAAAGAUAAUAAAAUAUUUUAUGGUAUUGAACAUGGACAGGUGUUCGAAGAACAGUGUAAGUAA